AUGCUCAUUACCCAAGCUAUUUACUGGUUCAUCGCUAUCCAGUGCACACUACUAGUCACCAUUUCCUCUAUUGCGGAUGCCCAGCAGAUCGGAUCGACUACAAAGGCAACCGCGCGCGUGCUAAUCAACGAACCUCAGUCUGCAUUAGAACAUAACGCUGAAGAAAAUCCCAAUUAUGGAAAACUGGAUACCUUAAGGAACAUCAAUAGAGCCAUAGAUUUCCAUGCCAGCUCCUUUGAUGCAAACACGUCAAAAAACCAACCAGGCGUGAGUGCAGUUGUGAUGGGUUUUAUUGCAGACUACACUGGUGGCAAACGAUCUUCUCCUAUACUCAACCUAUCAAGCAACUGCAACAAUGUCGAGAACUGCGAACAGGUGGCGCAUGAUAUCAAAUCUUGUCAAAGAAAGGGCAUUAAAGUUUUCUUAUCCAUGGGUGGUUCUGCUGGCCCAUACCAUAAGCAAAAAUGGGAUCCAGAAGUUUUGGCCUGGUGGAUCUGGAAUAAAUUUUUAGGAGGGGACGACCGUACCCUAAAGAGACCGUUUGGUGAUGUACUCUUGGACGGCAUUGAUUUUGAUCCAGAAGGCACUAAUGGCGAAGGCUAUGAUAAACUUGUCGAUACUCUCCGGAAAUUAUUCAAGACAGCAUAUCCUCCUCGAAAUUACCUUAUUACAGCCGCACCUCAAUGUCCAGACCUCGACAUGUAUUCCAUGAAUGCCAUGUACCCUUUACUUCAUCCCGACCCUAAAUACAACGCAUACCCGGAUUUGGUAUUUGUUCAGUUCUACAACAACUAUUGCUCGGCCAAUACUUUUGAUACAAAAGGACCAGCAAAAUUCAACUUUGAUGAAUGGGAAAAUUGGUCUCUUAAGAAUACAAACGGACGGACCAAAAUUUAUUUGGGCUUGAUGGGCAAGGAGAACCAUAUGGAUACAGGCUAUGUAAAUUAUGAAAAGCUUACAGAGAUUCUGGAUACGAUUGAGCCAAAAGAAACAUUUGGUGGUGUGAUGAUGUGGGACGCACGCUAUGCAUUCAGUAAUCCUGUGUCCUACCUUAACGGAAUCCAUUACGGACAAGCAGUCGCAGAGUAUCUGCAGUUCCUUUCACGUACUGACGACAUUUGGAUGCCUCUUCUGGCCCUUGAUACUGCCAGCAUCUACAAGGAUACAAUGAUGCCUCUGAUGGUACCAAUCAGCCACAAAAUUGCCUCGUUGCAUGAGCCAUUGGAAUGCCGUGGGCAAACCUUCUUGUUGCUACGUACUGUGACCAGUCGGAUCCUUGCCGAGAGUUUUGGAUUAUCUGGGGGUGACAUUGAUGACCAUCUUUUAAGCCUUGGGAUUGAGCCUACAGCUCCUAUUGUCCCCGGUUCAAGAAUUUGUUUGGGAGUAGGUAUAAAAGCCGAUACUCUUGCAGUCACCUAUGUCUAUAAUGCUACUAUCAGUUCGAUCAAAUCACGCCCGCCAUUAGCUUUUUAA
Messenger RNA from Phycomyces blakesleeanus NRRL 1555(-), 1473 nucleotides. Its product is annotated as glycoside hydrolase family 18 protein. The record is from RefSeq and is a predicted model, not a curated record. Gene Ontology annotation, biological process: carbohydrate metabolic process. Gene Ontology annotation, cellular component: extracellular region. The coding region runs from base 1 to 1473 and encodes 490 amino acids. The transcript has 4 exons. Gene Ontology annotation, molecular function: chitinase activity. Lineage: Eukaryota; Fungi; Mucoromycota; Mucoromycetes; Mucorales; Phycomycetaceae.